GAGCAGCAACAUGGCAGCUCCGGGAGCUGGUGACCCUCUGAAUGCUAAGAAUGGAAAUGCUCCAUUCGCUCAGCGCAUCGACCCGUCGCGGGAGAAAUUGACCCCUGCGCAGUUGCAGUUUAUUCGGCAGGUCCAACUUGCCCAGUGGCAGAAAACACUGCCACAGCGGCGAACCCGGAAUAUCAUGACCGGCCUGGGCAUCGGGGCCCUGGUGUUAGCAAUUUAUGGUUACACCUUCUACUCGGUGGCCCAGGAGCGUUUCCUUGAUGAGCUGGAAGAUGAAGCCAAAGUUGCCCGAGCCCGCGCUCUUGAGAGAGAGAGAGAGCGUCAGGACCCUAACUGUACCGACCAUCUUCAAACUGCUGGAGCCCCUGUAUAUGUUGAAUGAUGCCUGGUGGUCUCGCAGCAUCGCUGGCAUACUAACUUCAGGCUAUGAUUGAGCUCAAGAAGCCAGAGACUAUGCGUUUGG
This is a messenger RNA of Apodemus sylvaticus (European woodmouse), 469 nucleotides long. RefSeq names its product cytochrome c oxidase assembly factor 3 homolog, mitochondrial-like. Gene Ontology annotation, biological process: mitochondrial respiratory chain complex IV assembly. Bases 11 to 388 code for a protein of 125 amino acids. Gene Ontology annotation, cellular component: mitochondrial inner membrane. NCBI's taxonomy places the organism in Eukaryota, Metazoa, Chordata, Mammalia, Rodentia, Muridae. The record is from RefSeq and is a predicted model, not a curated record. The transcript has a single exon.